Molecule: messenger RNA, 1434 nt
Organism: Dovyalis caffra
Lineage: Eukaryota; Viridiplantae; Streptophyta; Magnoliopsida; Malpighiales; Salicaceae
Source: the annotation of a GenBank genome assembly
AUGGAUAACACUCAAUGCCAAGAGGCACCACUCCAUGUAGCCAUUGUACCCACUCCAGGGAUGGGUCAUCUAAUCCCACUCGUUGAGUUAGCCAAAAAACUCGUUCACCUACACAACUUCUUUGUUACCUUCAUCAUACCAAACGACGGGACAUCCAUGAAACCCCAUAAACAACUCCUUCAACCCCUUCCCAAAACUAUUUCCUCCAUCUUUCUUCCUCCAGUCAACUUUGAUGACCUUCCAGAGAACGUUUUAAUGGAGACCCGGAUCACACUCAGCUUGACUCGGUCUCUUGAGGCUUUGCGUGACUCUUUGAAGGCUUUGACUGAGUCAACUAGGGUUGUAGCUUUGGUUGUCGAUCUCUUUGGUCCUGCUGCCUUCGAAAUUGCUAAGGAGUUUGAUGUUCUGCCAUUUGUUUUCUUUCCUGCAAAUGCUAUGCUGUUGUCGUUGUCCUUUCACUUGCCUAAGCUUGAUGAAACCUACUCUGGUGAGUAUAAAGAUAUGAUCGAACCGGUCAGACUCCCUGGUUGUGUUCCGGUUCAAGGGAGGGAUCUUACUGCCCCGGUUCAUGAUAGGAAAGAUGAUGCCUACAAGUGGAUUCUUCAUAUUUGUAAACUAUACAAUUUGGCUGCUGGGAUUAUGGUUAAUAGCUUCAUUGAUUUGGAACCGGGUGCUUUUAAGGCUUUGAUGGAUGAGAAUAACAUUGGUAGGCCUCCAAUUUACCCGGUCGGACCGCUAAUACAGACCGGUUCAACCAGUGGGCUUUUGGGAGAAUCUGAUCAGUGUUUGAGUUGGUUAGAUAGGCAGCCAAAUGGGUCGGUGCUAUUUGUCUCCUUUGGGAGCGGUGGAACAUUGUCUCAUGCUCAGUUAAACGAAUUGGCCUUGGGUUUGGAAAUGAGUGGCCAAAGAUUUCUUUGGGUUGCUAGGAGUCCACGUGAUAAGGCUGUCAAUGCCACUUACUUUGGGAUCCAAAGUACUGAUGACCCUCUAGCCUUUUUGCCUGAAGGGUUCUUGGAUAGGACCAAAGGGGUUGGUCUGGUGGUCCCUUCUUGGGCUCCUCAGAUUCAAGUCUUGAGCCAUGGUUCGACCGGAGGGUUCCUGACUCAUUGUGGGUGGAACUCAAUUUUGGAAAGUAUAGUUAAUGGCGUGCCCUUAAUUGCAUGGCCACUCUAUGCAGAGCAAAAAAUGAAUUCGGUGUUGCUAGCAGAUGAUUUGAAGGUUGCGUUGAGGGUGAAAGUGGAUGAGAAAGGGUUGGUGAGUAAAGAAGAUAUUGCAAAUUAUUCAAGGAGCAUUUUUGAAGGAAGAGAAGGGAAAUUGAUAAGGAGCAAGAUGAAUGAACUUAAAGAUGCUGCGUCAAGGGUUUUGAGUCAAGAUGGGUCGUCUACACAUUCUCUAGCAGAGGUGGCCAAAAUCUGGAAGGACCAUAAGAAGUAA